AUGACACCUACUCAUCCUUCUUCUCCACCCCACCUUCCACCCGUCUUCUCUCUCUCAAAUCCACCUUGAAAUCCCCCCAUCCCGCCACCAUUGCCACCACCUUCCACCAUCGCCACCACCUCUAAAGCCACAAAAAGAAGAUCGAACAAAGAGAGGUGCCCCAAUCAAUUAGGGAAGAUCAAAAUCGAUUGAAGUUUGACUUUCAUGGAGUCAACGGAUUGUGGGAAUUUAUGCCCUUACGAAAAGGGUACCCAAAAAAUCGAAGUUUGUGACCAGCUUUUGAAUAUGAAAUCUGAGAAUGUUCAUGUGGAUAUGGAUAUGGAACCUUUCUCUCAUCUCACCACCAAAGAUCUCAACUUCAAUUCAAGAUUUAAUUUGCAAAGGAGUUUGUCAAGAAAAGUGGAAGAUAAGAAGAUGAGCAAUCCAAGGUUUGACAAUGAAACAGAUGCUAUUGCUUCCCAUAAAGUGAUUGUAGGGAUCACCGAGCCACAAGUCCACCACCAGAUUAGCAUCAUUACUAGCACCACUGCAACAACCGUCGCCACCACCACCGCCACCGCCACGGCGGCACCAACGAAAAGUAGACUCAUCGCCAAACGAUCAAGUAGUUUUAAGCAGACAUCGGUCAUUAAUCCUCGAAGGAUUCUCUUCUUCUUUGCCACCCUGUCAAGCAUGGGAACAAUCCUACUGAUAUACUUCACUCUCUCCAUGGCCAGGCACAAUGGAGACAACAAUUUGCUCGAUGAAUAGUGACUGAGGAAAAACAACUCCGUAAAACUACGAUACACAAGUUGCGAAUCUAACAUACCCUUCGUUAAUGGUGUUUGCAUGCUCUGCGAUUUUCUCCUUUAUUUUUCCUUUCAUGGCUGCCUUUGUUCAUACAUACAAAAGAAACAGACAAGGAUGAAGAUUACUGCGAUGAUGGUGGGGGGUUUAUGCAUACCUUUUCUUGAUGUUUUGUAUAUAAUGGAAGAACAGAAAGUGCAAUUGUUUUAGUUCAUUCA
This is a messenger RNA of Cynara cardunculus var. scolymus (artichoke), 1004 nucleotides long. RefSeq lists its product as uncharacterized. The coding region runs from base 205 to 750 and encodes 181 amino acids. NCBI's taxonomy places the organism in Eukaryota, Viridiplantae, Streptophyta, Magnoliopsida, Asterales, Asteraceae. The record is from RefSeq and is a predicted model, not a curated record. The transcript is spliced from 5 exons.